CGCUGGGGCCGGACUCCCGCCGCCAUGGACCCCCGCCGCCCACUCACCUGGGCACUGGUGCUGCUGGGCACCGGUCUGGCGCUCGCGCUGGGCCCCGCGCCGGCUCCGGAAGCCCCAGAAAAGCUGUGCGGCCACCACUUGGUGCGCGCGCUGGUGCGGGUGUGCGGGGGCCCGCGCUGGUCCUCCGAAGACGGGCGGCGAGUGGCUGGCGGAGACCGUGGCUCGUGGAAACGUGCACAACGGGGGACCCGUGAGCGCGGCUCGAGAGUGCGCACACCUGGACGGGGGAUUAUGUCCGUGCUCGGUGAGCUGCUGCAGUGGCUGGAAGGACGACAUCUCCACGGGCUGGCGGCCGAUGGGGACCCCACGCUGGUUCUCGUGCCACAGCCCCUGCCCCAGGCCUCUCGCCGUCACCGCCCCCGCCGGGCAGCCGCCGCCAACCCUGCACAUUUCUGCUGCCUCAGUGGCUGCACCCGGCAGCACCUGUUGACCCUGUGUCCUCACUGAACCCGCCUGGGUGUGGCCUCAGAGGAUCC
This is a messenger RNA of Neofelis nebulosa (Clouded leopard), 536 nucleotides long. It is a transcript of the gene INSL3, whose product is annotated as insulin like 3. The transcript has 3 exons. Gene Ontology annotation, molecular function: hormone activity; G protein-coupled receptor binding. Gene Ontology annotation, biological process: adenylate cyclase-inhibiting G protein-coupled receptor signaling pathway. NCBI's taxonomy places the organism in Eukaryota, Metazoa, Chordata, Mammalia, Carnivora, Felidae. Bases 25 to 507 code for a protein of 160 amino acids. The record is from RefSeq and is a predicted model, not a curated record. Gene Ontology annotation, cellular component: extracellular region.